This is a messenger RNA of Dreissena polymorpha, 3900 nucleotides long. RefSeq lists its product as uncharacterized. The transcript is spliced from 2 exons. Lineage: Eukaryota; Metazoa; Mollusca; Bivalvia; Myida; Dreissenidae. The coding region runs from base 209 to 1201 and encodes 330 amino acids. The record is from RefSeq and is a predicted model, not a curated record.
GCUAAGAAAAUUAUCAAAUUAUUCAAAGCUGGCUUGUCCGUGGAAAAGUAAAAUUUCCGUGGUAAGCAUUUUCCGAGAACGAAACUACUCCAUUUUCCGAAAAUCAAAAACGAAAGUUUAUAUAAAUAGCUAAUGAUUAAUCGUUCCAGUCCACACUCAGUUUGGAUUUGCAGUUGAAAUAUCAGCGGAUUAUCACUUGUCUUCUAAAAUGACUUCAGUGCCUUUGCCGAGCGAUGUAUUAACUGCGCUCCAAGAAAGUUUUCAGUCCAAGCCAGACAGUCUUGCCCGGAUUAUUUUUUUCCUUGCUGAUCAUUCAGCCAACGGUUUUGCCGAGCCAUAUAUCCAGUCCCUUAAAGCUGUUGUCAAUAUGCCGAGCGUUUUCACAAAAGUCGCUGAAAGAAUGGAACAGGAUACUAAAACGGCGGAAAAGGAUCCUCAUUAUAAGCAGAUGAUGUAUGAUAUUUGGCAAAAUUUUAUGAAAGAUGAUCUGAGCGAAAAUCCAGACCAUGGUCAAAAAUGGGAUUUAGCCGUGCCAGGAGACAGCGUGUCCUGUGUGGUGCAGUAUAACUUUAUGCGAGCAGUAAGUAGCAUGCCUCCUGAAUCAUAUCUUGCCUUAUCGAAUGCGCUGCAGGCGAUUGGCAACGCAAGUAGUGUUGUCAGGUUUGUCGAUAAGGCUUUAACUAAGGCAAGAGUAGCGAAGCCAUUGGUACGUGUUGGUUUGGUGGCUGCGUACCUUGCUUAUGACGUCAUUGUCAACAUACGGCGAUGGUGGAAGGGUGAGAUUUCCGGAACAAGAUGCGUAAAGAAUAUUAUCGACAAUGGCGUCAGCGUAGCUGCUGGCAUUGCUGGUGGGAUAGGCGGCGAAGUCAUAGGUGCUGCUGUUGGUAGUUUUCUUGGUCCAAUUGGAACGGUGGUUGGGGCUAUUGGCGGAGCGAUAAUAGGAGGGUACGGUUCUUCGUACGCUGCUCACGCGCUUUCUGAUCGGCUUACGCAGUGGGUAUUUGGACUACCCAAAAGUGAAGCACUUGAGAGAGGAUACAACUUUCUUGGCCUCCCACCAAACGCGUCCAAUAGCGAUAUCAAUUCUCGCUACCGACAGCUUGCGCUUCAGUAUCAUCCAGACAAAGGCGGCAAUCCUAAUAAAUGGACUCAGCUCCAGUACUCUUUGGCAGUCAUCAGAGAGGCCAGGGGUGAACAUUAGUUGAAGUGAAUUUAUAUAACGAUCAGUGCGGUUAUGAAUCUACUUGUAUUUUAGUUAAUUAAAACUUUUUAUAAUAGUGUAAAAGCACAAAAAUGUCAUAAGAUUAAAUAUUAUUUGUUUAUAUAUAAACAUUGUUAUUGAAUUACAUGUGUAAAUUCUGUCGGGCGGUUGGACACCAUUUGUUUGUGUAAUGUUGUUAUAACAGAUAUUCGCGUACAUAUUUUCAAACCGCAGCUCAACACCAGACUGCUCUUUCCCGCUUUAUAUCGGGCAGGGUUGCCCAAUAAAUAUGUUUGACGACAUCACGGACUCUAGAUGAGAAUAUACGCUCCGUGACGACAUGCAGGAUGUUAUGGAGCUACGCUGUUCUCAUAACGCAAAAGGAAUAUAUUUCGAAUGACGCUCCACAUAUACAAUAUGAAAUAUAUAUUGUUCAAAUUAAUAAAUAAUCAAAAAUAUUUUUUUAACACUUUAAGAUGUUCAGUCUAUUAACUAAUAGCCUUAUUUUUGCUAAUAAACGAAUACAUGUACUUGUCGUAAGAUGUACAUUAAAAAUGUUAAGUGAUCAUUGAUUUGAAGUCAUCUGUAAAAUAUUAUAACGUUUUAUUUUGUAUUUAAUUGUGCGCGUCAAAACCUAUGUUUGUUUCAAUUCAGCUGGUUACCCGAUUGCUGUCGAUUAAUUGAGCUGACAAAAUUGGGCUUAAUGCACGUGCAUAAAGUGUCAUCCCAAAUUGGCCUGUGCAGUCCGCACAAUCUAAUCAAGGGCGACACUUUCCGCCUAAACUGGAUUUUCGGUAAGGAGGGACUUCCUUGAAACUAAAAAUACCAUAAAAGCGGAAAGUGUCGUCCCUGAUUAGCCUGUGCGGACUGCACAGGCUAAUCUGGGAUGACACUUUAUGCACAUGGAUUUAGCCCAGUUUUCUCAGAACAAGGCACAAUUUCGCAGUCUUCGUAGCUCUCUGUGUUUGCGCGUCGGUAAAUGGUUACGCGAAAAGUCCCGACCUCAGUGCGUCCCUACUACCGUAAAUAAUGAUAACAAAAAAUCAAGCUGUGGUAGAUCGUUCAUCUUACGAUCGCGAUAUGUUCGAUAUACCGGUACCAUCAAGCUAAAAUAAACAUGCUCGUAGUAAACAUUAAUCAUACAUUGACAAGCAUGAACAUAAGAGCGUCUAUUAAGUGUCAAUUUACCGAAAAUGGAUAAGUGCGUUAUGUAGUAAUGGUUGCGUUAUUUUCUAAGUGCACUUAAAUGUUGCCUACAGUUAACGAUACAUAGCACGUAUGCUUUACUUCGUUUUCAAACCUUGUGUAUUUGUUUGUUGUUAGUGUUCGAUCUUAAACAAUACCAGAAACAUCGUUAAGUAGUCUAAUAUUUUUGUGGAUUUAUUAGUUAUAAGUUACUGUUCGUCCAAUGUUUCUUUAUAAACAAGCAAAUUCGUUGAAUUGAUAUCCCCCGCCAAUAUGCUUCUCGACACAAAAGUGUUAUAUUUGACACUCAAAAAAGCAUUUUUUCAAGAUACAAAGGGCCAUAACUCCGUAAUUAACAGAUGGUGUACAAUGCCAUUUGGCGUGUAUCAUCCUCUUAUCCAUAUAUAUACUCAUACCAAGUUUCAAUGAAAUCGGCCAAAGCACUUCCAAGAAAUGGCUCCGGACACACAAAAAAGCAUUUUUUUUCAAGAUACAAAGGGCCAUAACUCUGUUAUUAACAGAUGGGGUACAAUGCCAUUUGGCGUGCAUCAUCCUCUUAUCCAUAUAUAUACUCAUACCAAGUUUCAAUGAAAUCCGCCAAAGCACUUCCAAGACGGCUCCGGACGGACGGAAAGACGGACGGAAGGACGGACGGACAACGCCAAAACAAUAUCCCUCCGCCUAUGGCGGUGGAUAAUAAAAACGAAUCUGUGUUUGUGUUUUUGUGUGGAUCUGAUUACAAAAGAAUCACUAACACAAUUAGUUAACUUAAACUCAGUUCAAACAUGGCAGCGGAUAAGGUGGUAUGACUUUGAAUUUAUUACGUCAUUGCAUUUUUAAAAAUGGAUGAUGGCACAUGCGUGUCGUCUAAGACUCGUUUUAUGUGUUUUGUUUUAGGGAAUAACGUUAUUAUGUUACAUUAUUAUCUUUGUACUUUGCUUGAUUUUUGUGUUUUUUUAACAAUUAUGGAGUUGCUUCUUAUAUUGCUUACAAUUAAUAUACAUAACCAAGUUUGUGAAUUGGCCUUUUACAAACAUUAUUACGGCUUCUUUCUGAUAUUGUAUGAGAAUUGUAUGAAUUUAUGGUUUGAAUGGUAUUUCAACUGUAUGAUUCUUUGUUUCUUAAGCUUUAACACAAGUAUGCAUUUAAUACUUGUUUAAGUUCAAUCCAUCGUUCCUAAAGAGUAAACAUUAUGUUGCUCCAGUUUGGGUGUUGAAAUGGUAAUUUAAAUUGAAAUAUUUCUAAUAAUUUUGAUGUUCAAUUUGAAAAUUGAUGCUAUCGCGGUAUUUUACAGAAACAAUAAAGUGUCUUGAGAAGAACGCCACGUGUAAGGUUUGGAGCUAUCUAUUUGAAACCGGUUGAAACCCAAAAUACUUAAGACUGACCGUGCGAUGACAUGGACCUCAGUUUUAUCUAUUUAUGUAUGUUGCGUAUUUGUGUGUAUUAUUACUUGUAUUGUGUCUAACUGUUUUCCACUUAAAUUAUUUACACGAAUAAAAGGUCACAGUUUCUUA